AUGGAAACCCUCGACCUCGUGGUCAUCGGCGCAGGCAUCGCCGGAAUCUCCGCUGCAAAGACCUACCACCAGCUCAACAAUGGCAAGACUCUCGCCCUACUCGACGACAAAGAGAGCGUCGGCGGUGUUUGGGCCAAUAGCCGGCUCUACCCCGAGCUCCGAACAAACAACAUGCUUGGGACAUAUCAGUUCCCUGACUUUCCGAUGACCACCGAGCAAUUCGGUGUGAAGCCAGGAGACCACAUCCCAGGCGUUGUCGUGCACGAGUACCUGAAAGCCUAUGCUGAGAAGUUUGGCAUCGCGGAUAAAAUCCGCUUCCGUCAUAAGGUUGUGACUGCUGAACACCAGAAUGGACUGGACGGUGGUUGGACCCUGACAGUAGAGCAUGACGACGAGACGAGCAGGAUCUUUGCAAAGAAGCUCAUUGUCGCUACCGGGUUGACUUCUGAGCCGUUUUUGCCUCAUAUUGAUGGACAAGAGGAGUUUAGCGCGCCUUUGUUCCAUGGUGCUGAUUUCCUUCAGCAUGUCGAUACCCUCGAAACCACUCAUAAGGUGACGGUUUUCGGUGGGAGUAAAUCGGCUUGGGAUGCAGUCUAUGCGUACGGUAAGAAGGGUAUCCACGUGGACUGGGUGAUCCGAGAAAGCGGCCAUGGUGCUGUGUGGAUGGCACCACCCUACGUGACACCAUUGAAGAAGUGGCUAGAGAAGCUGGACACCCGCAUGCUCACCUGGUUCAGCCCUUGCAUCUGGGGCUUCGCCGACGGGUACAACACGCUCCGCAACUUUUACCACGGCACCGCCCUCGGCCGCGCCAUCACGAACGUCUUCUGGUCCGUCCUCGGCAACGACGUCAUCACGCUCAACAAAUACGACUCCCACCCCGAGCUCAAGAAGAUCAAGCCCUGGAGCCACCCCAUGUUCACCGCUUCGUCCUUUUCCAUUUACAAUUACCCCACCAGCUUCUGGGACCUUUUGACCAAAGGCACCGUCAAAGUUCACAUUGCAGACAUCACCGGCCUGUCCCACAAAACGGUCCACCUAUCCAACGGUACAGACCUUCCGGCUGAUGCCCUGUGCUGUGUGACUGGCUGGAAGCACGUACCACCGGUCAAGUUUCUCCCCGAGGGAAUCGACCUAGACAUUGGGCUGCCUCAUACACCAAGCAAGGCAAAGCUGUUCACCAAGGAAGCCGUCGAAAGGGCUGACAAGGAAAUUCUCGGUAAAUUUCCGCGAUUGAAGGAUCAGCCAGUUCAAAACCCUAACCUGAAGCCACUCCUUGGAACAAAGGGUCUGUCAACGACAGACAAGAUCAACCCUUCGACUCCUCUGACCCCAUGGACGCUGUACCGGUUUAUGGUGCCACCCUCAGCAAGGUUCAUGCAGACAAGAGACAUUGCCUUUGCGGGUAUCUGCAUGAACUUCAGCACCAUGAUCAUGGCGCAUAUCCAGGGGUUGUGGAUCUCGGCGUAUUUUGCUGACCAGCUGCCUGUGAGGACGAUUCCGCCGGUUGAUGGGAAGAGGGAUCGGGAAGGGAGGGCCAAGACGCUGGAAGAGGUUCAGCACGAGACGGUACUGCAUGCUCGGUUUGGCAAAUGGAGGUAUCCGGCCGGGAAGGGCGCGCUGCUGCCGGACUUUGUGUUUGACGCGGUGCCGUACUUGGAUUUGAUGGUGGGGGAUAUGGGUUUGAAAGUUCAUCGGAAGGCGGGGUGGUUAAAAGAGGCAACAGAGCCGUAUGGGCCGGAGGAUUAUGAGGAUCUCAUGUCGGAAUGGGUGCAGUCGGUCGAUGGGGAGUAG
Molecule: messenger RNA, 1794 nt
Organism: Podospora anserina S mat+
Lineage: Eukaryota; Fungi; Ascomycota; Sordariomycetes; Sordariales; Podosporaceae
Exons: 3
Coding region: 1-1794 (597 amino acids)
Molecular function (GO): oxidoreductase activity
Source: RefSeq, a predicted model, not a curated record